AUGACCCGCAUUGUGCUCAGACAGGCUAUGGAGCAAGCGACGACUUCUGACGUCAAAACACUCGAAAGCCUGAACCACGAUGUGCUGCUCAUGAUAUUUGAGCGGUUGCCCUACGCUGAACGCGUGAAGUUGGCUACAUUGUCUCGACGGCUUCGAGCCGUUCUUCUUCCCGUCAUAUAUCGGAGGUUGGGGUGGGCUCCAGGUCUCGUUGACUUUCCACCGCAAAGAAUUCUGCCAUUUACCCAAGUGUUCACACUGGCUGGACAUAAUAUCCGUCGUUUCACCCCAGCCCAACAUGCAACCAUCGCAUCUCAAUUCCGAGAGGCAUUCCCUAUCAUGAAAUCUCUGCAUACCUUCAUCCUGGGCGGAAAUGUCGCAGAUGGGUUGUGGUCGGAGUUACUCGAUGCCUUUGCCGCGUUGUCCAACCCAAUCGACCUUGUAGUUCACGCUCACUGGCAGCCGGACGACGAAGAGGCGGAACCAAUAAAAUUGGAACCAAGAACAACAACAACGCUGCCUCUACGCCGCUUUUCCUUCACUGUCCCCUUCAUUUUCGAUGUGUUGGACAACGAAAUAGCCCGUAGGCUGCCUGAUAUACUUGAAUCCGAGACGGAGAACGUCCGCACGAUUCUGGCCGCGUCCUUAUCAACGAUGGCCAAAGUCGAGAUUCCUGGAGAGCUCAUAUCGGCUCUGGAUGGCCCAGUUUGGACAUCGUUGACAGAAUUAUAUCUUAACGGUCUUUGGCCGUUCUCCGAUGCUGUAGAAGGAAAUUCCCCAGUUGCUGGGCCCUCUCUAGAGCACACUUCGUCAACACAAUCGGGUGUUGUGGCUUUGACAAGUUCCGUCGAGUCUCCCGACACCGCGAAGGAUCCUUCCGUACCAACAGAGGGCCCUCCGCCUUCACCUGCGAUAUCAAAGGCGGAGAAUGAACCAAAUCCAGUUCAGGUACUUGGAGUCUCUUCGACGCCUGACACCGCCACGAGCACGUCGUCCGAAGCCCUCCCAUCGUCAACAGUCGUAGAAUCCCCCUUAAUUCCAUCACCCGCAACAACCAAUCCGCCAGAAAACGCCCACCAGUCACCUUCUCCUUCAUCGGCCAAGACUUCUCCGCUUUUGUCGAUACUAGAGAGGCUGCCCAACCUUCGCAUUCUGAAUAUGAUGCUUGUGUUCCACCAGGAUGAUGGCCCAGAUUCCCGACCGCCAAUCUGCAUAGCUGACAGGUUGCCCUCACCUCCAUUUCUUCAGCAUCUUACCAAAUUUCAAGCGACCUGUCUCCCGAAUGACGACCGAAUCAUUGACUUUCUUCCCCCGAACUUAGAAACACUUUCUUUGCGGAGAUACCCGUUCUGGUUGGAGGAUGGGAUGCUGCGGAUAUUGGCUACGCCGCUGACGAUUUUCAAUCUACUGAAACGGGCUGAAUUCUCGGCUUUAACGACGCUAAAAUUCUGGUACCUAAUCAGCACAAAAGAGGAGUUAGAGCACGAGGAAACGCUAUUGGACCUUCUCCCCAAACUAUUUCCCCUUGUCCAGGACCUAGAGUUCAGCCGAAGGUGGGACCAUGGUGCACCUCUGCUAGAAGGGUGUCAGUGGAACCCGAUGCCUAUCGUCUGCGACUUCUUUCCUCGCUUCAAGCAUCUUGAGUCGAUUUUAUUCGAUCCCGACCUACCGGAACGCGAUGGCUGGCCGCCAGAGUCGUACCCGUCAAGUGAUUUCCGUGAAAUGGUCGGUCGACUCCAUGGCAUGGCGGGGGAGAUUGUCAAUGCCGCACCCUGGGUCAAGAGCAUUGGGAUGUAUCGGGAAUUUGGUAGUAACGAGGACCUAUACUGGGAAAUAUGGGGUGUUGUUCCUGCUCCAGACGGCAGAGUCGCUCUGGAUCGGCCGCCACCACCAAUUGUCAAUUCGAUAUUUUAUCCAUAG
Messenger RNA from Mycena indigotica, 1917 nucleotides. Its product is annotated as F-box domain-containing protein. The record is from RefSeq and is a predicted model, not a curated record. Bases 1 to 1917 code for a protein of 638 amino acids. Gene Ontology annotation, molecular function: protein binding. The transcript is spliced from 3 exons. NCBI's taxonomy places the organism in Eukaryota, Fungi, Basidiomycota, Agaricomycetes, Agaricales, Mycenaceae.